Beauveria bassiana ARSEF 2860 is the source of this 1914-nucleotide messenger RNA. Its product is annotated as alkaline serine protease AorO. Gene Ontology annotation, biological process: proteolysis. Gene Ontology annotation, molecular function: serine-type endopeptidase activity; tripeptidyl-peptidase activity. The transcript has 4 exons. The record is from RefSeq and is a predicted model, not a curated record. The coding region runs from base 1 to 1914 and encodes 637 amino acids. NCBI's taxonomy places the organism in Eukaryota, Fungi, Ascomycota, Sordariomycetes, Hypocreales, Cordycipitaceae.
AUGAAGACCACUUUACUCAUCGCCAGCUUGGCUGCUGGGACGCUCGCCUUUCCCUCAGAUACUUACACCGUCCACCAACGUCGCAAUCUGGUCUAUGAUGCUCGCUUCGAGAAGCGCUCAGCUGUUGAUGCUGAUUCCAAGAUUCCGUUUGAGAUUGCUUUGAAGCAGGGCAACCUCCAGGAGGCCGAGGACAAACUCUACGACAUGCAACACUUGUCGAGAGAAGAGGUCGUCAGCAUGUUUGCUGCCGACGAUCAGAGCAUCGCGUCCGUCAAGCAAUGGCUGAUUGGCCAUGGCAUUGCUGAAAAGGACAUCCACGUCAACCCCACAAAGACGUGGAUUACUGUCGACACCACUGCUGGUGUCGUGGAGAAGGCUCUGAAGACGAGAUAUCACAUCUACCGAAGCACCGCCUCAGGUCAAGACCACAUUGGCUCCGAAGAGUACAGUCUGCCCAACCAUCUCCUCGACGUUGUCGACUUUGUCCGUCCUGGCCCCGCCAUGAGCAAAGUCACGGUGCGCGCUACACAGCCCGCCAAGGGACCUGCCGCCAUUAAGGAGCCUGUUCGCAACCUGAGCCAAGAUCAGCUCAAGACUCUUGAGGAUGCCAUCAAGACUGGCCCUAGCGGCGGUAGCGACGCUCACAACGCCGCAAAUUCCACUCUACCUGCUUACCUGAAACUUUGCGGAACCAUCGUCACGCCCGACUGUAUUGCCUACCUCUACAAGAUCCCCAGGGCUACGGGUACCAACAGCACCAAUCGUCUCGGCAUCUACGAGUCCCUUGGCGAUGUCUACAGCCAGGAGGACCUCAACCUCUUCUACACAAAGGCAGCCCCAUAUAUCCCCGCCGGAACCGGCCCCGAGCUAGAUCUCAUCAACGGCGCCACUGCCCCGAACAGCCCCGAUCAAGCCGGCGGCGAGUCCCUUUUGGACUUUGACAUGGCUUACCCCAUCAUCUACCCCCAGGGCACUACCCUGUUCCAGGUCAAGGCUGAUCAGUAUUACAACAUCUUUGGCGAUUGGCUCAGUGCCAUUGACAGCGACUACUGCAGCAAAGACCCUCUUUGGAACAAUCAUAAAAUGUGCGGCACGUUUGAACCUACAAACGUCGUCUCCAUCUCCUAUGGUGGCCCUGAAGAUCCCACUGAUCCCAAGACCGCCCACCGUGAAUGCAACGAAUUUUUGAAGCUUGGUCUCGUGGGCGUCACUGCUGUUGUUGCCAGCGGCGACGCUGGCGUCACAGACCGAAACGGAUACUGCCUGGGCCCUCACCACGACAUCUUUGUCGCUGAUGAUCUCUGCAGCUGUCCUUACAUCACUGGCGUCGGCUCUACGCUCAUCCAGUCCAUCGAUAAGCCCGAGACGGCCACCGAAUCCUUCUCGUCUGGCGGCGGCUUCUCCAACAUCUUUACCCGCCCCUCGUGGCAGGAGGCUUCUGUCAGCAACUACCUCCUCCGCCACAACCCCGGAUAUUUUGCGUACAACACCUCGGAGGGUAACAUUCCCGACGACGCGGGUAUCUACAACCGCGGCGGACGUGGGUUCCCCGAUGUCUCUGCUGUCGGUGACAACGGUCUGGUCGCCGUCGGCGGCAAACUCGGCCUCUCUGGCGGUACCUCCAUGUCUGCCCCUAUCGUUGCUGCCAUCUUGAACCGCAUCAAUGAAAAGCGUCUUAGCCUUGGAAAGGGUCCGAUUGGCUUCGCCAACCCCGCUCUUUACGACAUGGCCAAGCGCGAGGGAAAUUUCAACGAUGUUACCGUCGGUAACCAGGAGCUGGGUGGCGCUGAUAGCGACCGUGGCUACAGCGCAUGUGGCAAUGACGGCUUCUCUGCUGUUCAAGGCUGGGACCCGGUUACUGGUCUCGGUACGCCACUGUAUGACAAGUGGGAGGCCUACUUUCUCAAGCUCUGA